Molecule: messenger RNA, 5257 nt
Organism: Doryrhamphus excisus (bluestripe pipefish)
Lineage: Eukaryota; Metazoa; Chordata; Actinopteri; Syngnathiformes; Syngnathidae
Gene: lpcat2
Product: lysophosphatidylcholine acyltransferase 2
Cellular component (GO): endoplasmic reticulum
Molecular function (GO): lysophosphatidic acid acyltransferase activity; 1-acylglycerophosphocholine O-acyltransferase activity; calcium ion binding
Source: RefSeq, a predicted model, not a curated record
GGAGGGUCUUCAAUCGAGCUACUUCCGGGUUGGCUACAGCUCCUUGUUAUGCUAGCUCGAACGCUCGUGUGAAUUAGGGAGGGAAGGAAAGGGAUGGGGGUGGAUAAGGGCCUCCGAACGAGGAAGUACUGCAAUGAUAACAUGAAGCUCCUGCUGCUGCUGCUGCCGCCGCCUUCUCUGUGAUUGCAAUCCCCCUCAUCUGUUUCCUGCCCGCGAUGCCGUCCCAGCGCGUCUUCGCUCUGCCUAGGCAGCAAUCUCUGCUCCUUCCUGCCGUUAUCAACCCCUUCGUACAGGACACUAAACUCUCCAAGACCACCAUACUCAAAUGUGUCCUCCAGGGAAUCGUCCUGGUCCCGCUUCGCGCCAUCCUCAUUUCAUUGGUGCUCAUGGUAACAUGGCCAGUGGCUGUCAUCAUCACCUUCAAGCAUCCUCUGAAGGGAGCAGUGGCACCAAUGACAGGAUGGAGAAGGCUCAUGUGUCAGAGUGUGAUGGCCACCCUGGGGAGAGCCUACUACUUCUGCAUGGGCUUCCGAGUGGUGGUCAAGGGCAAGCAAGUGAGCAGUAGCGAGGCCCCCAUCCUGGCCGUGGCCCCCCACUCCACCUUCUUUGACGGUAUCGUGUGCAUAGUGGCCGGCCUGCCUUCCACUGUUUCCCGCAUGGAGAACCUGGCCACGCCCAUCUUUGGCAGGUUUGUACGCUGCCUCCAGCCGGUGCUAGUGUCCAGAAAAGACCCGGACUCAAGGAAGAACACCAUCCAAGAGAUCGACAGCAGAGCCAAGUCAGGAGGUCGCUGGCCACAGGUUUUGAUAUUUCCAGAGGGAACGUGUACAAAUCGCUCGUGUCUCAUCACAUUCAAACAAGGUGCCUUCAUUCCAGGCGUACCUGUGCAGCCUGUGCUUUUGAGAUAUCCCAACAAACUAGAUACAGUGACAUGGACCUGGCAGGGUUUCAGCUCAAGGACCCUGCUGCUUCUAACGCUGUGCCAGCUUUACACCACAGUGGAGAUUGAGUUCCUGCCACCUCACGUCCCAACAGAGGACGAGAGAAGAAGUCCUGCAUUGUUAGCCAGCAAAGUGAGAGACAUCAUGGCCCAGGCACUCGGCAUCCCCGUGACGGACCACACGUACGAGGACUGCCGCUUGAUGAUCUCCGCCGGGGAGCUGACACUACCGAUGGAGGCCGGCUUGGUGGAAUUCACCAAAAUCAGUCGCAAGCUCAAUUUGAAGUGGGACAACGUGAGGAAGGAGUUGGACGGUUUCGCCGCCAUGGCUAGCUCGUGUAAAGGAGGACGCAUCACCAUUAAGGAGUUUGCCGGCUUCCUGAAGCUCCCAGUCAGCCCCGCCCUGGAGGAGCUCUUUGCCCUGUUUGAUAGGAAUGGCGACGGCACCAUAGAUUUCAGAGAGUACGUCAUCGGAGUGACCAUCCUGUGUCGGCCAGCCAACACCGAAGAUGUGCUGCGGAUGGCAUUCCGGCUGUUUGACACGGACGAAGAUCAGAAAAUCACACGAGAAGAGUUCACGGCGCUGCUGCGCUCCGCUCUGGGCGUAUCCGAUAUCAACAUGGUCAAACUGUUCAAAGAAAUCGACGCAGACAGCUCGGGGUUCAUCACUUUCAGUGAGUUUCAAGCUUUCGCCACAACCCACCCGGAAUAUGCCAAGCUCUUCACCACCUACCUGGAGCUUCAGAGGUACCAAGCCAUCCAGGAGGCGAGGCCCGGAGAUCUGGAACUGUCCGGUCAGGUCAGUUCAGGGGAAAGUCGGGAGGAGAGCACCUCGGAUAAGAAAGACGACUGAGAACCCAAUCCAUAGUCCACUCCACUUUGGUCUGGUCAGAAGCAUCUUUUAGGUCUUUUUUUUUUUUAAGUCUUAGUGCCUUAUGGUGCAGACACUACUUCCACCUGUCAAUGUCACGGCCAGGUCACAAUUGUCUAUCCCUUUUUUAAUGAUUAUUAUGACAAAUAAUAAUACAAAUUACCCCAAAAAUUUUUUUUUAACAAAUAAUACUAUUGAGAUAAAUAAUUAUCUUUAAUUAUCUGUAACCCAAAUACCCAAAGUUGGUGUCAUGUUGUGCUUCCUUAGCCAGCAAACCACACCAAAUAGUUAAUUCUACUUGGGUGAUUAAUCAACCAUCAAUUCCGUACUGUCAAAUUCUGUCAAAACAAUCAAUAACCAUGCCCGUUGCCUCUGGUGCUCAACUCAACUGAUUGGAUAUGAUUUGUAAAGACACUUAAGUGGUCCAUGAAGGCCUCACAGAUGUCAAAAACAUAUCGUAGCGACAACAAGAGACCGUUGUGACAAGACGCAGAUCUAUCCGGGUUGGGCUUCUGCUGCCAUUGAUGUUCCCAAGAAACACAGGAGCGUCUUCUUGACUCAAAUUGUCAAAUCUUUGGGGACGACUACAACUUUUUCCCGGAGAAGCGAGUUGCUCGUUCUAUUAUUGUCGUCAUCCUCUCGAAGGAGCGCGAACCAAUUUUUGCCGCAAUACUAAUCCCAUGUUGGAUUUAUCUCCCGUUUCCAGUUCUAUUAUCAUCAUCAUUACUGGGGGUGUGUAUCGGCAAGAAUCUGGCGAUACGAUAUAUCACGAUACUGUUAAGGCGAUAUUUUUUUUUGUUUUUCUUGUAGUUAAUAAUAGUAAUAAUACAUUUUAUUUAUAUAGCGCUUUUCAAAAUACUCAAAGACACUUUACAGAAGAAUGGAGUUGAAUAAAAACAAGUAAACAGAGUAGAAGACACACCAAAAUACAACAUUCAUUGGUUAAUACACACUUAAAACAUGAGUAAAAGGGCGGGGCACAGCAGUCAGAUAUAAAAAGUUAAAGAUUAUUUCCUGGGAAAACUGAAUUACACCAGCAAUAUACACUUACUAAACAUAUUUUGAUUCUAUUCUGUAUCACAAACUUUCCUCUGUAAAAAGUGUUGCAUUUGGAUAAAUAAAGUUUUAACAUCCAGCUUUAAAUUUACAAAAAAAAAAAAACAUAAAAAACAAAUAAAUUUAAUUAUAUCUCAAGAUCCUGCUCAAAUGUUCACAUUCUAUUAGCUGUUAAAAAAUGCAGUAUACAGUCCCUGAACUAUCCACCAUCAGAAGAGUAUUUUUGUGGAACAAAGUAACUAACAUCAGUAAAAAGUCCUUUUUUAGGAUGCUUGAAAUAACCAUUAUUUAACAAAAUAGUGAUAUCAAUUUGAAAAACAAAAUACCUGCAAUGCGGCCAUGUUGAACUGUGUUUAUGUGAGUCUCGUUCAACGAAAUCUUGACCUUGCCUAAUUGACUACGUAAGUGCUGCCACCUAACGAUCGGAGGUUUCAAUUAAAAUCAGAAAUGAACCUUUUGCCGUGUCUGCACUUGAAUAAAUACCAUAUACAGUCUAUGGUAAAUACCUAAAAAUAUCCAUACUUAUAGGUUAUCACAUGGUUUGGUUUGACCUUCGGUCUCGGGCUGGGGCAUGAUACUGGGCCUGAUACCAGACAAACCAUGUGAUGAUCUUAUUAUCACAUACUAUUUAAUCAAAAGACCAUUUUGUUUCCAGAAAAAAAAUCAGUUUAUUACAUGUAUUAUAUCUAAACAGUGUAAACACAAUAAUUGCAAAAAUAUAUAGAUAGAUAGAUAGAUAGACUCCCUUUAUUGUCAUUGCACAAAAACACAGCAGUGAAAUUGCCAACGAAAUGUCGUUGCCUGGCUCCCAUAUAACAACAGACACAAAAGAAGAUAAGUAAAAACAAAUAAUAAUAAUAAUAAUGUGGAGGCAACAAUAAUAUUUUAUCAAUGUCUUAUCUCGUCUUAUCUUAUCAAUGUCUGACAAUUAAAGUUCCAUUAAUCAAGUUUGGGUUUUUUGGUGACUGGAGAAGCACUAGGAACUAAGCACUCGUGCGCUGUUCUCUGAUUGGUUGUUUCACGGGCACGAUACCUCUGAGUGGACAGCUACGGGGGGCUGAUACUGGACAUGGUUAAACUCUAUAUUUUAUCAGUAUCACCGCCUUGGGUUUUGACACAGUAUCAUUUCGGCCUUUUCCCGUAUCAUUCAUGGGCGGUUUCUAGGGUACAGGGCCAAUUAAUACUGUAGUAUGUGAUCAUUUUUAAUAUCGAUACAGUAUCGCGAUAUAUCGCCGAAACGAUAUUUUCUUACACAACUUAAUCAUUACUCUUUUUUCUUCCUUGCCAUAAUUUUUUUUAUUUUUUAAAUGAUAAAACUAUUUUAAAAUAGUAUCUCACAGUUGCAGGUAGAGAAUGUGCAAAAAGCAGGAAGGAGGCAAUAAACUAGAAAAAAAGAAGCACAGUUAAGUGGGAGAAGGAAUUGCCGACUAGAAGACACGUUGUUUUUUUACGCACAGUUUGCGGUGUGUAAACGCAUCUUAAGGCCGCAACACACCAAAUGUAUUAUUAUAUUUUGUUGUGAUAAAGUGACGCUAGUUUCAAGUCUCUUGAACACAUUUAUACAACGAUAUACAAACAUAUACAUUUUAAACCAACACCUCAUGUUCAAAUCCACGAAAAAAACAUUUCUUACGUGUUGAUAUAACAUAUAAAACGUGUUGGUGUUUUUAACAAAUGAAUUAUUGUGCUUUGAUUUUGCUUAUGCCGUGUAUUAUUCCACUCCAUAUGUGUUUGUAAUUAGUUUACAGUAAGCUUUAUUUGGAUCCAGGCAAGUGUUGCUAAUCCUGCAGAUGUUGUUGUGUGUGUGUGUGUGUGUGUGUGUGUGUGUACUCAGGGACACGGACCUUGUAAAGACGGCUGUAUAAUUAAGUAGAAGGUUUGCUUUGCAUGUUGUAUCUAUUUGCAUCCCCACGCUUCAUGUUUGGUGCUGACACAGCAAGAGCGUUCACGUGGAAAUAGGGCAAUUUGUGAGCAAAAAAGGCAAAAUAGGAGUGUGUGUAUUCCGGUGGGGUGCGCGUUCAGAUUAACAAGUCGUCAUUUUUUUUUUUUGGUCUGUUUGUCUUUUUAAUUUUUUUGUUGACGUUGCAAAGUUGAAAGUACAACAAGAAUGCAUAUUUAAUUGAAAAACUUUGUUGAAAAUAAGGCAUUACCGUGUCAUUCUCUAAUCCGGCACCAGAUGGCAGCAAACAUCUUUUUUUUUUUAAUCCAGCUGUUUUCUUUUAUUAUUUACUUCCUCUUUCAUGCAUGUGUGCUCUGAAGUUUUAAUGACUUAUAUUUUCAUGUGACUCCAAACAUUACUGCAGUGGAGAAAAUUAAAUAUUUAAGCUCCUGUAAAUGUGACAUGUAAUUGUGAACAAAAUAAAAAGGAUAAAGAUGCCAAAAAUGACUCA